Penicillium expansum is the source of this 240-nucleotide messenger RNA. RefSeq names its product succinate dehydrogenase assembly factor 1. Gene Ontology annotation, biological process: mitochondrial respiratory chain complex II assembly. The record is from RefSeq and is a predicted model, not a curated record. The transcript is spliced from 2 exons. The coding region runs from base 1 to 240 and encodes 79 amino acids. NCBI's taxonomy places the organism in Eukaryota, Fungi, Ascomycota, Eurotiomycetes, Eurotiales, Aspergillaceae. Gene Ontology annotation, cellular component: mitochondrion.
AUGGCUAGGUUAUCCGGUCUCCAGAGAGAUGUUCUGUCUCUAUACCGAAAAUGCCUACGGGAGAUCCGAAAUAAGCCCGAGGUGGGUUAUAUCACCUCAUCGCAGAUGGGAUACAGCGCAGAGUUCCAAAAGCACCUGUCGGUGAAUAAGAAGGACUUUAGCACCGUUGAAUAUCUCUUGCGCAAAGGCCAUCGACAGCUCGAGUUAUAUUCUACCCCAGGAAUCCGCAAUAUCCGAUGA